GACAGAACAGUGCUUGAGAUCUUGCGCAACAACUCAAAGUUGGAGGCCCUUUAUGCGAUGACGGCACAUCGAGCCUUUCAGUUCUGCAAGCAAUACAAACGAACUACGGAGUUUCGAAGGUUAUGUGAAAUCAUCAGGAAUCAUCUGGCUAAUCUGAACAAGUAUAGAGAUCAAAGAGACCGACCUGACCUAUCUGCACCUGAGAGCUUGCAACUGUAUCUUGAUACUAGAUUUGAGCAGCUGAAGAUAGCUACUGAACUUGAACUGUGGCAGGAAGCGUUCCGCUCUGUUGAAGAUAUUCAUGGAUUGAUGUGCAUGGUUAAGAAAACCCCUAAACCAUCGUUGAUGGUGGUUUACUAUGCGAAGCUCACAGAAAUUUUUUGGAUUUCUGCUAGCCACCUUAAUCAUGCUUAUGCAUGGUUCAAGCUAUUCUCGCUUCAGAAAAGCUUUAACAAAAACUUAAGCCAGAAGGAUUUGCAGUUAAUAGCAUCAUCUGUUGUCAAGCUUGGGUCAUAGACAAUUAUUACAUUU
This is a messenger RNA of Rosa chinensis, 531 nucleotides long. RefSeq names its product eukaryotic translation initiation factor 3 subunit A. Gene Ontology annotation, molecular function: mRNA binding; translation initiation factor activity. Lineage: Eukaryota; Viridiplantae; Streptophyta; Magnoliopsida; Rosales; Rosaceae. The record is from RefSeq and is a predicted model, not a curated record. The transcript is spliced from 3 exons. Gene Ontology annotation, biological process: translation reinitiation; formation of cytoplasmic translation initiation complex. The coding region runs from base 58 to 516 and encodes 152 amino acids. Gene Ontology annotation, cellular component: eukaryotic translation initiation factor 3 complex, eIF3e; multi-eIF complex; eukaryotic translation initiation factor 3 complex, eIF3m.